Messenger RNA from Dothidotthia symphoricarpi CBS 119687, 2267 nucleotides. RefSeq lists its product as uncharacterized. Gene Ontology annotation, molecular function: histone H4K20 methyltransferase activity; protein binding. The record is from RefSeq and is a predicted model, not a curated record. Lineage: Eukaryota; Fungi; Ascomycota; Dothideomycetes; Pleosporales; Dothidotthiaceae. Gene Ontology annotation, cellular component: nucleus. The coding region runs from base 318 to 2267 and encodes 649 amino acids. The transcript has 3 exons.
AGGGUACUAGGCCUUGCUCCUCCGUUAAUCGCACUGCGCCCUUGCGCUAUUUCACCGUCUUUGUGUUUGCUGCCUCAAGCGCUGCCGCUCCUUGCUCUGCUGCUGCUAUUGUCCCUCCUUCUCUCGUCUCGUGCACACGUUCCUUACAUGUCCACGGCCGAAGUGGAACUUGCAUGGUCGCUCUCUCCAAGCCUCAUAUACGUCACGCCAACCACCUCCUUUUACGACAGCGACGGCCGCUUGCCUUUGACGAACACGACCGACAUCUCCCCGCGCGCCAUUGCUAAUCUUCCGUUGUUGCGACCGUUUGCGCAGUCAUGGCGCCUGGAAGUAGCGAGAAAAGGGGCGGUCUGACGCUGGAGAAGCUGGCAUCGUACGACGACGUUAUCACGGACGCGCUGGUCGACAAGAUCUACUACUGGACCGCGAUCCGCAAGAACCGCGGUGGGCGCUUCUCCGCGUCUCGAGGGCUGCACGAAGAAGACAUUGCCGACAUCAUUCGCAGGCACGUAAUAUGCGAGAAGGACCCCGUGGAGGCAGUGCAGGGACUCUUGCGCCUGCCCGGACUGCGCAAGUACAUGGCCAGCCUGAAGGAUGAGAAGGACCAGGAGCACUUCAAGCGACACCUCCGGAGAUACGUCAACAUCUACCUACCGGACUGCGCAUUCGAAGUCACAACGACAAACCGCUAUACGAUUAUCGACCACGAGGCGUCCAUCACCGCGCGACGAGACAUCAACCCGCGCGAGGAGAUCAAGUACCUGACUGGAGUUCAGGUCGCUAUGACGGAGGAGCAGGAGGCGGCGCUGGAACUGGCGCGCAAGGACUUCAGCCUCGUCAUCUCGAGCAGGAAGAAGACGCGUUCGCUUUUCCUUGGACCCGCACGCUUCGCCAACCACGAUUGCGACGCGAAUGCCCGACUCUCCACCAAGGGCUACGAUGGAAUGCAGAUUGUUGCCGUCAAACCUAUCGCAGAAGGAGAAGAAAUCACCGUGUCAUAUGGUGAGGAUUACUUUGGCGAAAAUAACGAAGAGUGUCUCUGUCACACAUGCGAGGAUCGACUACAGAAUGGCUGGGCGCCAAUGAGACGGAUCGAGGAUAGUGAGGACGAGGAUGAGAAUGGGAAUGAGGAGGGAGAGGGCUCAGAGCAGGCGCAGGAGAAACUAGCAGGAGAGGCAGCUUCAGACGAAGAGGAUGCUUCCACAAGAAAACGACGACACGACUCAACAGCAUCACGCGACUCAACCCCAGCCUCGAAGCGCGCCAAAACCAGCACAAAGACUUCCCCAGCCAAGCGCCACGCCUCCGAUCUUCUGCGCGAAGCAACACUCAAGAAGGCGCACAGCACAUCCUCACUCAGACAAGAACUGCCCGUAUCCAGCAUCGAAGACCCCGCGACCGACCUCCCCACUUUCUCGCGCUCAAUCCGCACCCAGCAGCGCGACGGCCUCCUGACAAUGCACAUGGACGAAACCUCGUCCUCGCGUGAAUCAACCCCCCAGUCCUUCCUCGCAGCACGGUCGCCCCACUCCACACCCUCUACGGAUGCAACCUCCAUCGACGAAGACGUGUCCCCCACCAUCAAAGUCGACCCGGAAGUCCUGCACGAAGUCCCCACCCUGGGCGUCGCUACCGUCAGCGACGAAACGACCACAAUCACAGUAACAACAACAAUAUCAGCAGCAGAAACAAGCACUACCAUCACAACCACCCCCUGGGACGACUCCCCCUCCUCCCCCCUCUCCUCCCUCUCCUCAGACCUCGACUCCACCCCUCCCACCCCUAUAACCCACCUCCCGCCUCCCCCCCCACCCCCCCGCACAACCCGCUCCUCCUCGCGCUUCACCCACUCCCCCCCCAACGCGCCCAUCCCCCUCGCCACCACGCACCUCGACGGCUACGAGCCCAACCCCCGCACCCCCGGCGACUACACCCGCAGCCCCUCGAUCCUCAGCGCCAAAUAUUCAAAAUGGGUCGAGUGCCAGACCUGCGACGCGGCGUUCGUCCAGCAGGAUGGGUAUCUUACUCGCAAGGAGUGUAUGCGGUGCGAGAGGCAUAGUAAACUUUAUGGGUUUACGUGGCCGAAGACGGAGAGGUGGGGGAAGGGGGAUAGGGAGGUUAGGGUGCUGGAUCAUAGGACUGUGCAUCGGUUUGUUGGGCCGGGGGAGGGGAGGGGAGGGAGGGGGAGGAAGAGUGUGAGUGCAGAUAGCAGAAGUUAUGGGAAUGAAAGGCAAAUAAGUUCGAGUCACAUCACAUCACAUCAUUGA